Messenger RNA from Glossina fuscipes, 3747 nucleotides. RefSeq lists its product as uncharacterized. The transcript has 5 exons. Lineage: Eukaryota; Metazoa; Arthropoda; Insecta; Diptera; Glossinidae. The record is from RefSeq and is a predicted model, not a curated record. Gene Ontology annotation, cellular component: nucleus. Gene Ontology annotation, biological process: regulation of transcription by RNA polymerase II. The coding region runs from base 363 to 3629 and encodes 1088 amino acids. Gene Ontology annotation, molecular function: sequence-specific DNA binding; DNA-binding transcription factor activity, RNA polymerase II-specific.
AAAAACACAGACAAAUAAAAAACGAAUGAAUACAACUAAAGUUUAAGUUUUUCAGAUGCAAAAACGAAGAAAUAAAAGUCACGUAAAUCGGUGAAUAAGAAAUAAUCAGGAGAAAAACUUGAUUGAUUAAAAACCAAGAUAAAGAAAAAUUUGUUGUCAAUUUCUUCUAAAGAAAUUCAAUAAAAUUUUGAAAAGAAUAUAAAUGCAUCACUUAUGUGCAAAAGAUCAAUCUUAGGAAAUUUUUAAAAUACGAGUAUAAAUCAAAAAAGGAAAAUAUGUUGGCGAAGUAAUCCUGGCAUCCUUAAAAGAAAUUCUUAGAUUUAUAAAUAGGAGAAUCGAAUUGUAUCAAUCCUAGAAUAAGAAUGUUUAGACCCUUAAAGAAUUUUAUAACAUACUUACAAAGGAAUGCAAGCAGUAGUUCGCUAUUUGGUGGUAAUACGUCGUCCUUAGCUUCACAAGAAACAUCUGAAAGGGAAAUGAAUUCAAUCAAAGUUACAUCAUCUGCGCAAAUGGACGAUGUAAAUGUUACAUCGACCGAUACAGUUCCCAUAAAAGCAAUCUCUCCUACGCAUAGGGGCAGAGAAGACGAAGAGGAAGUGGAGACUUCAAAAGUUGCUGAUAUUACUUGUUCAGAUUUGCUAACGUCAACAAAUACCAACCAAGAUUUUGAUGAGGACGACAUAGAGACACAAAUAAAAAGUAGUAUUAUGCUAAAGAAGCCAUUAAAAGACAAUGCUAGUGAUAUCGCCUCAAAUAUAACCAUCAAUACAGUUGAUGUAUUAAAUAUAACAAAACCCCCGGUUGCCUCCAGUAUUGUUAUUAGUCGCGAGCACAAUUGCAAUCACCCGUCUACGGCAAUAUCGCUGGACGAUGAGUUGGAAGAUUUUCGUCAUGAUCCCACAGAAGAUAUAGAUCAUCAAAUGACCAUCUCUGAUUUCACGGAUUUGGCUGAAGGUGAACAUACUGAUACAACUGCAAAAAUAGGAGAUUUAAUUGAGCUGACAAGUAAUAAUUCGACCAUGGCUUUUAGUAAUUUAUCCGAAGUUCCAGAGGAACCAUAUUUAGAUAUAGAGCAAUUUCCAAAUAAUGAAAUAAUUGUGGUGGGUGAAGACGAGCUAAAUUCAUCUAUAAUAUCAGAAUCAUCCAUCAAUGAUGACCCUUUGGCUAUAGUCAAUGAUGAGGAACACGCAUUUACCGUAGAUCGUUCAGCUGCUCUAAAAGAGUUAAAUUUACUGAACGCUAGCACCGCAUCAAUAGCAGAUGAUGAUUUUAAUACCGUUACUACAGAAGACGACCUUGAAUGCUGGUUGGAAAACGAAGCUAAGCAUCAGUAUAUUUCAGUCGAUGCGGAAAAAGGCAGAGACGUAUUGUUGUCAACGGCAACAAUAUCAAGCACAGAUAAAGUACCGCCUACCGAUGAGCGAGGAGAAGGUUCAGAUUCGGGCUUAGGCAGUGAGACAACUGCUUUGCCAAUUGAUGUAAGCAAUUUGAGUGAUACCUGUCAACCAGCCUCGCCUUCCACGGGGCCUUCUACUUUAGCAGAAAAAUCGAAAUCAAUUACAAAAGUUGAGAAUGAACCAAAAAAUGUUUUGUCAAUAUCUGCAGCGGCUCGGGAAUCGAUUAAGCCGAAGCGUUCUAAUUUAAAGCGUCGCCUGGAAGCAGUUGAUGAUGAUGAUGACGAUGAUGUCGGUCUACACGAUCUGACGGGAGGCAGUAGGCGUUUAACCGACUCGCAUUCGUCCGUGCAAAAGAAGCCGAAGCGUUCUAUCAAUUUCAACACGGUACAGGUGUUUUAUUUUCCCCGUCAACAGGGUUUCAGUUGUGUUCCUUCUGCUGGUGGCUGUACAUUGGGUAUGGCGGCACAUCAUGUGGCUUUUAAAACCAUGACACUGGCGGAACAUGCUGCAGAACUAAGAAGAGCGCAUCGAAUGCAACUGCAAGAAAUCAAUCCACGGGGGUCAUCCAGUGACGACAGCGAAGAGUCCGAGGAAGAUUAUUUGAGUGAGGGAAGCGGUUCAGAUUUGGAUGCCGAAUCUAGUGGCUUCCUGCAACCGGUAUCACCCAAGCAAAGACGGGCUUUGUUAAAAGCUGCUGGUAUCCGAAAAAUUGAUGCAAGUGAAAAGGUUGAUUGUCGUGAUAUACGGAAUUCACGUGAAGUGUGCGGUUGUACAUGUCGUGAUUUUUGCGAUCCAGAAACUUGUUCGUGUUCACAAUCGGGUAUAAAAUGUCAGGUGGAUCGUGAUAUGUUUCCCUGUGGAUGUUCUCGCGAUGCUUGCGGUAAUACGGUCGGUCGUGUAGAAUUUAAUCCGGCUCGAGUGCGCACGCAUUUCAUACAUACGUUAAUGCGACUUGAGAUGGAAAAUCGUCAACACCAGAACCCUUAUCAUGUAAAUUUAUCAACAACUUCCACCGUUUCCUCCACUACAAACGCUUCUCCCGUUAAUUUUUAUCAAUCUCAUAUGCAACCACAAUCGAAUUAUAGUUCCGGGUACGCCUCUCCUGCCUACAAUGCAAUGGACCAAAAUCAACAGACAGUUCCAGCAAACGAUUUUUACCAACAGCAACAACAGCGAAACAAUACUGCUCAUCUUUACGGCCCCCACACAGCCGCAAUAGAUGUAAUUGCGCAUAGUGUGGGCAAUGCUUUACCAACUUCGACAACACCACUGAGUCAAUAUGGUGUGGAUAGUUUGAUCGAUAAUAAUUUAUUUGCAGGCGCAACAUCCGUCACAACGGGGUAUGGUGACUUGAUACCGGUAUCGACGUAUCAUAACACGAAUUAUGGAAACGUUGCAACACAGGAAAAUCGUUCCUUACCCGCCUCCUUAAAUUUUUUACAGGUUUCCACAUACAAUUCCUACCCCGAUGCUGCUCCAUAUAUAAGUAUGAAUGGUACAAAUUUGUUAGACACGCAACCGACGACUUUUAAUUCUUGUUCUAUGCCUUCUGAUCGGCCUUACGGUACAGCUACUACUACAGAAUCGUCAGUAGUUGAGUUUACCAACACCAGUCAAAUGACAACACUCGAAACAACCACCGCACCAUCUUAUCCACCCUUGUCCAACGAGUCCUUUGUAUGUACAAUGGAAACGGAAGCAACAACUAAUUUUAUCAGUUUAAGUACACCCUUGGCGAGUUCCACGCAUCUCACAGAAAUCAACGAUUUAUUGCAAUGCAAUCGUAACAAAAGCUCACCAGCAUUGGUUGCUGUAACCCAAAAGCAGGCAAUGCAAGAUGCUGUAAUACGCCAAAAGGAACAAUUGGGCAAUGAAAUAAAUGCUAACGGACAUGAAUGCGAGAGUUAUAGCAAAGAUGCUUUUGAUGAUAAUAAUUCAUUAGAGUCGAAAGGCAUAUAUGAAGAGCUAUCAACUAUAACAGCAGGAGAAAAGGCUAAAGGUAUUAAUAUUAAGUUGAACUCUGAAAAUAUGUCAAAGCGAGCAUCAAUACCAUCCACUACUUUAUCCUUACCUGAAGAAAACCAAGAAUAUUUGGAAAUAAAUCACGCGUUAUGCGGGGAUUUAUCCGCUCAAUCUUGUAAUUAUGUUGAUCACAAUAAAAGCUUGGCGAAACAAUUUGUAAAAUGCGAAACAGAAAUUGCUGACGAUAUUAUAAACGUGGUUAGCAAUUAACUGCUAUGGUAAAUAUUAAUAUAUUUACUACAGGUUUGUUGCUAGUGCAGCAAAGUGUUUUUACUAAAAAGUUCUAAAUAAUUUGUAGGCUAACGAUUUUAAUUAAAUAGCCUCAUAA